UGAGAGGAGGUGAUCCUACUCCUCUCCCAGCAUUUCCUCUUUUUCUCUGUCUCUUGAUUUCUCUUCAGGAAUAACUAAUGCCACAGAGGUUUUAGGGGAUUUAUAGGAGGCUUAGGGGAUUUAGGACACAUCCUGAAACAUGAAGAAACAACCCAAUGUGCACAGAGACACCUAAUUCUUUACUGAACUGAAACUACAAAAGAUUUUUUUAAAUUGAUUAUAUUUUGGUUCUCUGGAUCAUCCAGGUGAACAUGACGUACCACGCUCCGUUCUUCCCUCUGCUUGGGUGUGGGAGGCCUCUGAUGGAGCAGAUCGCAAGGAGAAGCAUCAUCAUCUCCAGCCCCACAUCUUCAUCAUCAUCAUCAUCAUCUUCAUCAUCAUCUAUUCAUCAUCACCUCCAGCAUAUGGAGAAAGAGGAAGAGGAGGAGGAAGAGGAAGAAGAGGCAGUGGUGCACUUAGAGGGAAUGGACCUGUGGAGGCAGUUCCACCGGAUUGGCACUGAAAUGGUCAUCACAAAGUCGGGGAGGCGUAUGUUUCCUCCAUUGCGUGUGCGCUGCAGCGGUUUGGACCGGAGAGCGAGCUACGUGCUGCUGAUGGACGUGGUGUUGUCGGACAGCUGCAGGUACAAGUUUCAUCACUCACGCUGGACGGUGGCAGGAAAAGCCGACCCGGAGCUGCCCAAGCGCAUGUACGUUCACCCGGACAGCCCGGCCUCUGGGGAUCACUGGAUGUCCCGGGUGGUGACGUUUCACAAGCUGAAGCUGACCAACAACAUCUCCGACAAACACGGAUUCACCAUUUUGAACUCCAUGCAUAAAUACCAGCCGCGGCUGCACCUGGUGAGAGCUGAUGACCUCCUGAAGCUUCCGUACAGUGCGUUCAGGACCUUCGUGUUUCCUCUGACCGAGUUCAUCGCUGUUACUGCGUACCAGAAUGACAAGAUUACACAGCUGAAAAUCGAUAACAACCCCUUUGCGAAGGGAUUCCGGGACACAGGAAACGGGAGGAGGGAGAAAAGAAAACCUGUAAUGCUGCAGUUCAAGUCCAGGGACGUGGAACCGAAGAAAGAUGGCGGGUCCUCAGAUGAUUCCUCUGAUCGUCCCGGCCGCUUUCUCCAGGCUACAACUGUCAAAAAGUCAUCAUUCAAAGAUCAUUUUAAGAGCGAUACUGAGAGUGACGCCGAAGCGGAGAGCUCGAUCCCUGAGAAGAAACUCGACUCCAGAGAAAUCUUCACCACCAGCCACGAGCCGAAAAACACGCGGCCUAUCAGAGGCAGCAAGACAGCUAAGCGAUCCCGGGGCGCUGAGAAGUGUGUGUUAGACCUAAACGUUGUGCCUCUGCACGCUGGACACUUCACACGGACUCUGGAUGAGUGUUUCCUUCACCGCUGCUGCUUUUCAGGUCAGCAGCGUCUCGGCAGCAUGAGAAGAACGUCACGCUUUCCGCCAAACCAAAACUGUUUAAACUUCUGUGCGGCCGGAGCUCCAGCUGCUGGAGAAAACAUCAGGGGCUGCAGCUACGGCGCCAUGGAGACUGCACACCAGGGCAUCCUGGGAAGUUUCCCACUGUGCCUUCAGCAGCCUGAAACGACCUCGCAGGCUCUGCUCCUCUCUCACUGUUACCCGUAUAACUGCAUGCUGGCAGCCCCGUGGACUCAGCGAAUGCCCGCUCCUGCUGUGGGCCACCGGCCUCGCUGUGCUCCAUACACUCUCCCACACGUUUCACACACACACCUGCUGCAGCUCAAACGCCACGCUUCUGCACGAGUGGAACAUGAGAGCAAAGUCAGCAGGGGUCAGAGGUCACCGACGCCGCCUUCCACCUAAAAAGAUGAUACAGCAAUUUAAAACGAACAGCAAUAAAACUUUACACCUGUGACUGAAGUGUGAAUAAAAA
This is a messenger RNA of Clarias gariepinus (North African catfish), 1896 nucleotides long. It is a transcript of the gene tbx3b, whose product is annotated as T-box transcription factor 3b. The transcript has 7 exons. Gene Ontology annotation, molecular function: DNA-binding transcription factor activity, RNA polymerase II-specific; RNA polymerase II cis-regulatory region sequence-specific DNA binding. NCBI's taxonomy places the organism in Eukaryota, Metazoa, Chordata, Actinopteri, Siluriformes, Clariidae. Bases 252 to 1826 code for a protein of 524 amino acids. Gene Ontology annotation, cellular component: nucleus. The record is from RefSeq and is a predicted model, not a curated record. Gene Ontology annotation, biological process: positive regulation of DNA-templated transcription; central nervous system development; cell fate specification.